UUCCCUGGCCGAACCGAGACCGUUUGUAGAAGGGGUUGUUGCGUUGACACACCACAGCGUCUGUGUCAUAUCCGUGAUCCGGUUUUACUUCAUCCCCGGCAUAAGUUGCCACAGACGUUUUUACCGUCGGCAUCGUCUUUUGGUCCAUGAUGGAGAUCAACAUCCCCAUCAUCGUCGCUUGCAUGCCGGUGCUCAAGCCGCUCGUCGACAACUUCUGGCCUCGUCUGCUGCUCGCGCCGCCACCGGACAGUGAGGUGCUGGACAGCGACGACCGCCUGCAUCCUCCAGCUAUUUCCUCGCCUGCUCGUCUGCGCGGGUGUACUGAGAUGGGACACCUGUGACAUAUUGGCGUCCGCGGGCGUUGUGUACAGCGGGUUGGGCAGUUGAGACGUGGCGCUGGGAGUUAGAGCGACCUAGACCAGGUAAAUGUU
Messenger RNA from Thermothielavioides terrestris NRRL 8126, 431 nucleotides. RefSeq lists its product as uncharacterized. Bases 147 to 341 code for a protein of 64 amino acids. The transcript has a single exon. The record is from RefSeq and is a predicted model, not a curated record. NCBI's taxonomy places the organism in Eukaryota, Fungi, Ascomycota, Sordariomycetes, Sordariales, Chaetomiaceae.